CUCGGCGGGCGAUCUGAACGCACACUCUGCGCUUGCGCCUUCCAAACCGCAAACAUCCGCGCCUUUCUUUUCGGCGCUCCUAUACACACUGGUUCUCCCCUCGCCCUGAAAACCCCACCCCACGAAUACACAACAUGUCAGUCCUCCAACGCUGCAAGGUGUCGGGCGUGGCUCGCCCGGCGCCCACUCGUCGCGGUGCGGUAAUCAUCGCAUCCGCAACGCAGCUGCAGCGCUCGGGUGCUGCGUUUGCCGCCAGCGUCCUUCUACUUGGGUCGUUUGCCCCGGCACCGGCCUCGGCCGUGGGCAUUGAGAGCGUGGACAUUCUGCCCGAGUCGUUCACCAAGCCGGAGUCGCUUAGCGGCUACGCGGACGCGCAGAAGGCGAAGCUGGCGCAGGCGGACGAGGCGUUUGAGAAGAGCGACACGCUCAAGGCGCUACUGGCCCGCAGCGAGGAGAACCGGGCCAAGAACCGCAAGGAGAUCCAGAACAAGUACUGCUACCGGCAGGCGGAGCUGGGUGUGGGCGACUGCGGCGGCCUGCGCUACCUGCCUGGCAUGACGGACAGCGGCAAGCAGAAGACGCCGCAGUGGCUGGCAGACCUUCUGGGUGUGGAGGUACCGGAGGCCGACCCCGCCGGCGGCAAGUCGCUGUCCGAGCUCAUCAGCGGCGGCGGAAAGUAGGCGGCGGCGGCGGCGGCGGCGGCCGGUGGGCGGCGGCGCAGCAUGGACGUUAGGGACUAGGUCUGGACAUGCCGUGAAAGAACGACAUGCUUGCAGGUUGAAGGGCUUUGGGAUGUGGUGUUUGAGGGGAUGGAAUGGAAGGGAUGAUGGUGUUGUGCGUAAUAGUGCUGCUGUGCUGGUUGAGGCUGAGUGCAGCCAGGCUGCCCGUUGGGAGACGUUAAAGAGUGGCAGGGGUGGGGAUGCCGCGCAGGGUUGCAACUUGCAAGCCUGACGCGAAGGAGGUGAUCGUUUGUGAACCUGCCUAGGCCUGGUGCUUGCCUAGGUUGGAUGCAAGCAGUCUGCUUGGAGGCGACGUUGCGUUGUGCCCAACACAGCGACAUGAGGUCACGCGCCCGAGCAAGAGCGCAAGACAAUUGGCGAUGGUGCGUCCAGUGGCGGUCAGCCGGUCAGUGAAUUGUUUGCCAGCGGCUGGCGUUCCAGCUGGAUUCUGAAUUUCUGAUAGACCGGGAAACCCUUGUGAUAGACCGGGAAACCCUUGUAACCCUGCUGGCCA
This is a messenger RNA of Chlamydomonas reinhardtii, 1233 nucleotides long. RefSeq lists its product as uncharacterized. The transcript is spliced from 5 exons. The record is from RefSeq and is a predicted model, not a curated record. Lineage: Eukaryota; Viridiplantae; Chlorophyta; Chlorophyceae; Chlamydomonadales; Chlamydomonadaceae. Bases 135 to 680 code for a protein of 181 amino acids.